This is a messenger RNA of Phoenix dactylifera (date palm), 1709 nucleotides long. RefSeq names its product transcription factor bHLH68-like. Gene Ontology annotation, cellular component: nucleus. The record is from RefSeq and is a predicted model, not a curated record. Gene Ontology annotation, molecular function: protein dimerization activity; DNA-binding transcription factor activity, RNA polymerase II-specific; RNA polymerase II cis-regulatory region sequence-specific DNA binding. NCBI's taxonomy places the organism in Eukaryota, Viridiplantae, Streptophyta, Magnoliopsida, Arecales, Arecaceae. Gene Ontology annotation, biological process: regulation of transcription by RNA polymerase II.
AAGGCUUCCCCGUCCCAUGUAACCAGGUUCCUCUCCACAAAAAGCCUGCUCCUUCUUCUCCCAAAACUCAUCUAAAGAAGCAAAAGAAGUAAAGCAUCCAUACAUUGACUUGGAAGAAGUGGCAGAAAAGUGCCGAAAGAGGAUUGAGAUCUAAAGACUUCCAAAGUUUCAGUCAUGAAUAGAGGAGUUUUUUUUUGCUGAACAUGGAGGAGUUUUUCAGAGCUCUCUAGUGCAGCAGAUGAUGUGGGGGAACCCCUAGCUGGUGGAACAUGAGUAACCUGAGGCCACCUCCUCUACAGACCUCUCUUCUUUUACCCUCUUUCCCCACCACCUCCUCCUCCUCCUCCUCCUCCUCAUCAUCAUCAUCUUCUUCGGUGUUUCCUCUAAACUCACAACCAUCUAAUUUUCUCCCCGUGACCCCGUGGCAUGAUAACCAAGAACUUCCUGAGUCAUGGAGCCAACUGCUGCUGGGAGUAUUGAAGGAGGAAGACAGUUGCAGCUUCACUCCUUUCCCAGGUAAGAGGAUGGAGAAUUGGGAGGAUCAGUUGUUAUACCCAUCAUCAAGUACACAUAUGGUUGAUGUAAAACAAGAGAUCUCUGGGAGUGGAUAUGAGUACAGCCAUGGGAGUGAAGAGAUUCAGGCAGCUAAGUCUCCUUGGAGCCAGGUCCUGCCAACUUCCUCUCCUAGUUCUUGUGCCACAAGCUUCAGCAGCAACGUGUUGGACUUCUCAAACAGCAAGGCAGAAAGAAAGCAUCUCCAACCAGAGAAUUCAUCCGAGUGCAACAGCACAACUGGUGCAGCCUUCAAGAAGGCCAGAGUUCAAGACUCCUCACCACAAUCACCUUUCAAGGUGAGGAAGGAGAAGUUAGGAGAUAGGAUCACAGCUCUUCAUCAGCUAGUUUCUCCAUUCGGGAAGACUGACACUGCAUCCGUACUACUAGAAGCCAUUGGCUAUAUCAGAUUCCUCCAGAGUCAAAUUGAGGCUCUGAGCUCCCCGUACUUUGGUGGUGGAACAAGGAGCACGAGGGAGUCUCAAAAGGUGUUGAAGGAACAAACUUUCAACUUUACAUUCCUAAUCCCUCUUUCCUAUAUUCCCUUCAGCAGUUGUUACACGACACCUGUAUUAAGAGAAGAGGAGCAGCUGAUCAGGAUGCUGAUGAUGAACCAAAGGACUUGAAGAGUAGAGGAUUGUGCCUGGUUCCAGUAUCCUUCACUUUGCAUGUUGGCGGCGACAAUGGAGCGGAUUACUGGGCUCCUCCUGCUUUUGGUGGGGGGUUCUCGAUCGACUGCGCCGAGUCCGCAGCAUGCUCGGGCUUAAUGAGUGGAUAUUCUAUCAUGAGUGGUCGCUCUGCCAACCCAAAGGUCGAUUGCUCUUGAUGCUAUAUAUGCACCUAAAUGAAGAGCAUCGAUCGACUUAAUUUAAAUCAGGAUGGCAGGGUUCUUAAUUAUACUUCAAUGAUUCAGAAAGGCUGGUUUCUUCACCCUCUUCCUUACACUAUGUUGUAUGUGUAAUUCUGGCUAUGUAAGCAUCAGGAGAUGGUUUCACACCUCUCUGAAUCAAGAAAGGAGUCCAAUCAUCUCUUUGAUUUGUAGCAAGCAUGCCACUGAAUUUGCUUAAUUUGAAGCGAUAGCAGGAAAGGUAGGCCACUGUUAGUAUUGGUAUUAUUUUAUAUUCAUACAGAGCUUGAUUAAUAGUUUGUGAAUUGCA